AUGGAGCUUCCGGAACUACCACAUGAUAAAAUUAGAGAUACCGGUGAUAUUUCCAAUGAACAAUUCACAAGAAAGAAUCUUAAAACGAUUUUACAUCUUAUAACAGGAGAUUUAAAGAAAAGAGGUACUAAAACACCCCAUAUAUUUCUUCCCUUCAGAUCAAAAAUUGAUGAUUAUAAACUUGAAAAAUUCUUAACUUCAUUAUUUCCUAAUGGUGAGAUCUUGAGAGAUGAAAAUAUCAUUAUAGAGACUUUAAAAGGAUUCGAUGAGUUCACCAUAAUCUGUGGAUUGAAAUAUCUUUGGAGUAGAUUACCUAAUAACGAAUUGAUUGGUUGGGAUGUAUAUCUUGAAUUUAAACGAAAGGAGAAAGAAGCUGGGUAUCCUAAGUUAGCUUUCUUAACUAUAAUGCCCAAAUGUUUAUCAUCACCAGCUCAUGCUUCUAUAGUAUAUGAUUUUUUAGAUCUUUUGAUUAAUGUAUCAUCCAAUGCUCAGUAUAAUUAUUUAAGUGGUAGAAAGAUAGCUAAGAUGUCAAGUAUCUGGGCUUUCAAUAACUUAAGAAACAAUCACAAAUCAGCUUUCUUUGAUGCUACCAUAUCGAAAGAGAAUAAUUUUGUAACCGGACUUAAUGAUUGGGUUAAAUCUACUGAUGCAAUUUUUCAUUUAUUAUUAUCAUUCUUAAGAGCUAUGUUACCAGAAAAUGAAAUGGAAACUUUAAAAUUACCUAAAACCUUACAAAGUCUUCUAAUAACUAAUAGUUAUCCACCAUUGGAAAAUACUGAUUCAACAAAAUCUAUUAUAACUAUACCUUGUGUUUUGAUUAAAUCCACAAAACGAUCUUCAAGUCCAUUUGAAUUAAUAAGUAAAGUAAGACAUUCAUUAUCUUUUGAUAAAAAGGAUUCUUUCCUUUCAAUGGAAAAUUAUACCAUCUUAAAGAAUAUUUUUGAAAGAAAUUCAACCUCAGAAAUUGUUUCAUCCUUAACAGAAGAAUCAAGAAGAAUUUUAAAUCGUUUAACUGAAGAUUCAAUACCUUCCAAAUUCAAUCUUUACCCUGGAUGGUUGAAAGAUCAAGAUAAACCUCCAAUCGAUAGUAAUAUUCCCUUAUAUUCAGAAAUUUCUAUAACCAAUGUUUCAAUUCAAGAUUAUUAUAUUUGGGCUUGGUUAUCAACCUUAGCAUCUGAUCAACCAAGUAGUAAGAAAUUAUUAUUCGGUAGAAGUUUAGUAGUUGAAGCAGGUUUGAAAGGAUUUCAAAAAUGGUUAAUUCUUACCGAAGAGGUAAUUACAACCGAGGAAUAUCUUGAAAAAUUCAAAAAGAAUUCAUUACCUCCUCCACCUCCUGAUAAGGGUAAAAGAACGAUUUCUAAUGAAAGUUAUAAAGAUAUGCCUUUACCGGCCCCUCCACCACCUUCUAAGAGUGAAGAUUUCUUACCUUUACAACAUGAUGGAUUUUUACCUCCAAUAAAUUUCGAUAGUGAGGAUCAUAAGAUUGGUUUAGAUAUUCAAGAAGACGAUUAUUCUAGAUAUUUGAAUAAUUUGAAUUUGAGUGAUGACAAUAAAUCUUUGACUAGUAGUAAGAAGGGUUAUAGACCUCCACCACCAGUUUUAGACCAAUCUCCUCAACAACCUCAUCAACUGCAACAGCCUCAUCAACCGCAUAACUAUCCUCAGAAUGGUCAACAGCCUCACGAUUACUUACAGAAUAAUCAACCCCAGCAACCUCAUACAUACCAUCAACAACCCACACCACCAAAUUCCAGCGUAUACCCUAAUCCACAAGCUUAUGAAAGUAAUCAACUGUUACCUACUCAGACAACCUAUGAUUCUGAACUUGGAUCUCCUGGUAGAAUGGAAAGUAAUAUAAUCCAAGAAUACAUUGAACCUUACUCGACCUAUGAAACAGAGGAUGAUAGAGCUGCUAGAGGAUUACAAAGAGCGGCAGCCGAUCCAUAUGCGGAAUACUUUGUUCCUGGAGUUGAAAAUCAAGCUCCAAUUACAACUCAAGUAUUUGACCUGCCUCAAGAUUCACCCGAACCACAGACUGAAUCAGCUCCAAUUGGCCAAGCCAUCCCUCAAUUACAACCUGAACUUCAACCUCAACUUCAACCAGAAGAACUUCAAGAUGUUCCACCAUCUCCAACAAGUGAAUCUCCCGAUGAGAAUAAAGAGAAUGAUGAAAUCAAGAAGAAGAAAAAGAAGAAAAAGAAGAAGGAUAUGAAUUUCCCAUAUCCCUUCCCAGGUGGAAUGCCAGGAAUGCCACCAGGAAUGGCUCCAGGUAUGAUGCCACCAUUUAUGGACGGUAAAAUGGAAAAUAUGCCCAACAUGCCCAACAUGCCCAACAUGCCCAACAUGCCCAUGGGAUUCUUCCCUAUACCGCCAGGUAUGGAACCGCCAUCGCCGAAGAAGAAAGGGAAAAAGAAAAAGAAGAAGGAUGAUGCUUCUAAGUCUCCUACUGUACCAACUUUUGAAAUCACCCCAACGUCGCCACAGAAUUCUGAAAAUUCUAUCCAGAAACUGCCUCAAGGUCCUUUGAGGUCACCAGUUCAACCAAUGAAGGAGGUUAUCCAACAAGUUGCUCCCUCUCAACCCCCUGUUCAAACCCAAGCUCCUAAUGUCCAAACUCAGGCACAACCAGUGCAACCACAAGGUUCUCAUGUUCAACCUCAAGCUCAAUACCAACCUACUCAAGCUCCACAGGGCCAGCCAAUGAAACCUCCUCAUCACCAAUCACAAGUUCAUCAUCAACCAACACACCAACCUCAACAGACUCAACAUACACAUCAGCAACAAACACAUCAGCAACAUACACAUCAGCAACAACAGCCUCAAAUUCAAUCCCAACAUAGAGCUUAUGAUACCCGAACCCCUUCUCCUUCCAAAGAUUUGGGCCAUGGAAAACCCUUCCCUCCAAGUCCUCUGAAUUACUCACCCCAAAACCCAGGUCCAAAGGUUAAUGAUAGAAUUCCAACCAUGCUAACACCAAACUUAUCAGCUACAACACCAACAUUCACAAGUCCUCAAAGGCAACCAGUUUCACCUAAUGCCAAUAAGCAACAACCACCAGUUCCUGGACAAAACCCUGGACAUGUUAGAAGACCAUCGCAUAAUAUGCCUAAUUACCCCCCAGUGAAUCAAAAAGCACCAAAUCCACAAGCAUCACAUCCGGGUCAAGCACCAGCUCCACAAGCAUCACAUCCGGGUCAAGCACCAGCUCCACAAGCAUCACAUCCGGGACAAGCACCAAACCCACAAGCAUCACACCCACAAGCAUCACAUCCGGGCCAAGCACCAGCUCCACAAGCAUCACACCCGGGACAAGCACCACAACACCCACAAGGGCAUUAUCCAACUCCUCAAACACACCAACCACCACAUCCAGCAACCCAGGUACCUCCUCAGCAAAUGGCACCACCACCGGGACAAGCACCAGGUCAAGUACCACAAACACCAGGUCAAAUGGCACCAGGGCAAGUGCCUGGACAAAUUCCUGGACAAGCACCCGGCCAACCAGCCGCAUAUCCCUAUCCUUAUCCCCCUCAAGGUUACAAUUAUCCUCCACCUCAAGGAUAUCCUUAUUAUCCACCUCCACCUCAAGGAUACCCUUACUAUCCACCCCCACCCCAAGGAUACCCCCAAGGAUAUCCUCCACCUAAAGAAGAGAAAAAGAAAACAUCAUCUGAUUUCCAAAUGAUGAAUAUGCCUGCUGGUGGUAAGCUCAAUAAGAAUAAAGGUGCCAACAAAGCCAAUCUCAGGAAUGCUUUCAUUCAAGGUAGUUUUGGUAUCUAA
This is a messenger RNA of Yamadazyma jaroonii, 3780 nucleotides long. The record is from the annotation of a GenBank genome assembly. NCBI's taxonomy places the organism in Eukaryota, Fungi, Ascomycota, Pichiomycetes, Serinales, Debaryomycetaceae.